Astyanax mexicanus (Mexican tetra) is the source of this 4182-nucleotide messenger RNA. RefSeq names its product CD2-associated protein. Gene Ontology annotation, cellular component: cytoplasm; plasma membrane; vesicle. Gene Ontology annotation, molecular function: protein binding. The coding region runs from base 351 to 2291 and encodes 646 amino acids. The transcript is spliced from 19 exons. Lineage: Eukaryota; Metazoa; Chordata; Actinopteri; Characiformes; Acestrorhamphidae. The record is from RefSeq and is a predicted model, not a curated record.
GAAAUCUCGCGGAGUUUUGGUGCCGUGUCUGUUGCUAGAUGUGUGGCACUAGUUUAGUUUCGGGAAAAUCCAAGAAAGGUGGAGACUUGUGGAUAACUUCCUUAGCGGUGAACAGGAGAACACAGCGGCGAUAAGAGGCGCAGCUGUGGGGCGGUCGACGGGUGGUCUCUCCGGCAGAGGCGAAUGGAUUUAUAUCGAGAAUAAACUUGGUGGAGAGCAGCUCAGUGGCACGGGGACGCGCGAGCGGGACAGACAGAUAUACAUACAUAUAUUAUACACUGCUAGCAUCCAGGUGGCUAGCUAACGUCAGCUAUAGGAGGGGAGACAGUCCUGCCUCAAAGAAGGACAGUAUGGUUGAAGUGGUGGUGGAGUAUGAGUAUGAAGCUGCCCAUGAAGAUGAGUUGACUCUCAGGCAAGGAGACAUAAUCAAGAAUGUUCGGCGAAUUGAGGAAGAGGGAUGGAUGGAAGGUGACCUUAAUGGACGAAGAGGCCUUUUCCCAGACAACUUUGUCAAGGAAGUAAGAAAAGAACCAGUGAAAGAGGAGGUGAAAGAAGCCAAGGAGGUGAAGGAGGCAAAGGAGACGAAGGAGGUGAAGGAGGUGAAGGAGGUGAAAGAGAAUGCGCAACCCCAGCGAAGGUCGGCUGGGAACGUAGCCAGUUUGGUGCAGAGGAUCAGCACUUAUGGCAUCCCAACAGGAGGUCUAGGCUUCCAGCCCCGUUCCUCCAAAAAGAAGAAGAAGCGUCAGUGCAAAGUCGUGUUUGAGUACGUACCCCAGAAUGAGGAUGAGCUGGAACUGAAGGUGGGCGACAUCAUCGAAAUCACUGAAGAGGUUGAGGAAGGCUGGUGGAGCGGAAGUAUGAAUGGGAAGUCUGGUCUUUUUCCGUCUAACUUUGUCAAAGAAGUCGAGAUGAACGAAGAAGAAGAAAUCAGCGAUGUUCCCGAUGAUCCAGACAGUAAAGAUGAGGCCAUGAGCCCAACUUCUCCUCACCCUGGAAAUGGGGUUAUUGCACAGCCUAAAAAGGUCAAAGGAGUCGGCUUCGGAGACAUUUUCCGAGACUCUGUGAAACUCAAAGUGCGACUGCCGUCAGAGACUGAGGACAAGAAAGAAAAACCAAUUCCAUCAUUGCCAUCUGCUGCUAAGCCCACCAAUUUGAGCACAUCAGACGCUCAGAAAUUGGAGAAAGAUGGUGAAAGCAAAGGAAAAGUAAAGGAAUACUGCAAGGCUACCUUUGCUUACGAGGCUACGAAUCAGGACGAGCUGGAUAUUAAGGAAGGUGAUGUCAUUCAUUUACUGAGUAAGGACACAGGAGAGCCAGGCUGGUGGAGAGGAGAACUGAGUGGAAAACAGGGAGUGUUUCCUGACAAUUUCGUGGUGCUGCUGUCAGAGUCAGACAAAGAGCCAUUGGCAUCCAAAGGCUCUGUUAAACAAUCACCCAAACAAGAACCAGAGGAGAAGCCAAAGAAGCCCCCUCCCCCAUCCAAAUCCACAGUGCUGAAGCCCGAGGUCCCCAGCGCUGAAAGAAAACCUCCACAGCCACGACCUGAAGAUAAAGUUGACAGGGCUAUUCCAGAAAAACCUGCCAAGCCUGCUGCCCCCAUUGUUCCCCCCAAAAAGCCUGUACCCCCUCCAGGCAAAGGACUGAUACGUCCAGGAUCUUUGACCCCAAAACGUCCAGACAAACCUCUGGCUCCAUCUCCAGUAGCUAAGCACAAUGGAGAGGUGCCUCACCUUCGACCAAAGUCCGAUUUAGAGCCGACGUUACCCAGCAAACCAAAAACCCUGUCGGGAGACUGGGCGGAGAAAGUCGUCGAAUCAGAUCUCAUGAGUUUCGAUGAUGUCUCCUCUACCUCGGAAAAACUGUCUCAUCCAACUACAAGCAGACCAAAGAUGCCCGGCAGACGGCUCCCGGCCCAGUUCGGUGGUCACUCCCCAAGCAAGGAGGCCAGUGAGAAAGUUCAGAAAACAGAGGAAGAGGAGGUUCCAAGACCAAAGUCCUCAGAGUCAUGGAAGCCAUCCCUCCCAACACCAACACCUGCUGUGCACAAUAAAGUGGUCAGCACCUCCACUCCUGAGCCCAAACCAAAAGCUGAGGGUGAGGAGGAAAAAAGAGGCGAGGUGGAGGAGCUCCGGACUCAGCUGAAGGAGUUGGCGCUCUCCAUAGAGUUACUAAAGACGCAGCAAACGAGGGAGCUUUCUGAACUGAGAAAUGAGCUGGACGAGGAGCGGUUGAAACGGGUGGCCCUUCAGCUGGAGAUAGAGAAAUUAAAAAAGCAGGUACAAUCAACGUGAGAUCAGCGAUCAAGCCUGAAAGCCCUCCUCCUGUCCCUUUGCUGGUGGAUGGAAGCCCCCAGAAGUGACGAAUAUCAUUCCCAUAAUCCUUAUAGUCACUGACUUACUCCACAAAUUGUAAAAUUUACAUUUGCACAUAAUGAGGUUUUUAAGGUAUAAAAUGGUGUAAUUAAGACAGAUGUAUAUGUCUUUCUAUCUCUCUCUCUCUCUCUCUCUCUCUCUCUCGCUCUCUCUUUCACUGUGUCUCUAUCUCUCUCUUUUUGUUUGCCAACAACGAUUGAGGCCUUAUUAUAUACUACUGUGCUGGAUAUGCAACCUCUGCAUUCUUUUGAGAAUGUGGCUGAAUUUGCAAAUUUAAUACUACUGAAGCUGUAUAAGUAAAGGAGGGGAUUCUUUUCUUUAUUUUUAUGACAUUGGGUAGAUUUUGUUUCCCUUUUUUAAGCUUUUGUGAUUACAGCAAUAAUCGUUCCAUGUUAGCCUCUUUAGAUGACUUGGGAAUAUAUGGUGUACUCCUGAUGCUUUAGUUAUUUUUUUUUUCUUUUUUUUUCUGAUAAUCUGUUAAAAGGGAGAUAGGCCUGUAUUAUGUUUGUUUGUUUUUUUAUUUUAUUUCUAACAUUCCUAUCCAGGGUGACACUAUUGUGCCUGUUUUACAAGUGUUAAUACUGGGAGCUUUCAUUUAUAUCCUCAGAAUUACAGUAAUGAAAAUAUAUAUUUAUGGUCUAGUGAUUGCAGAAAAUGGUUAAAAACUGUAUGUGUUUUAUGUAUCAUGGAUGAGUUAUUGACUUAUUCUCAGAUGACAGUUCUUUAAGCAGUAGGUGAUAUAAUAUAAUAUAAAAAUGACUGCUGGUUUAAUGAUCUCCCCAACACUUCAAUACCUUUUCCUGAGCAGAUGAUCUAAUUAUCCAGUGUGUAACAUAGCAGGCAAGCUAAUGCUGUCCAGUGAUGAUCCAGUCAGGUUUGAAUUUAGGACCAGUGUGAACCUAAUGUUUCUGACACGGUGGGUGUAGGAGCAUCCAGUGGUUGUUCUAGUAUGUCUGAUUUGCGCUUCACCAUCUGCAAAAGAGCAGCAUUUUGUAGAGCAGUGGCUCUAAUAAAUCUGCAGUGAUGCCAGAACCAACACAGACCUGUAGCAAAGAAACAGUUUUAGCCAAGGCAUUUAUCCUAAAAGUUGCAUUGUUUCAUUCAGAUGUUCCACUUCACCCUUGUUUCACCCAUGUGUCUGGACAAAUGGUGAUUAAACCACACCCUACCCACCAGCAUCCAACAAUUAUUAAGUGCUUUUGCUUGCUUGCACAAUCCCUCGAUCUAAAAGAUGGCUUUUCCCGGAUUUAAAAUCCCUAUUCUAAAUGCCAAACACUAUGGAUGGCCUUGUCAACAGACUCUCAGUAGACUGAAACUGCUGCCACAUUAGACUGUAUCAAUACAUAUUGGAUAGAUUUAUGUAACCACGUCUGUCUUACUAGCAAUUGGACCUUGUUCUUCAUUCGAGUACACUAAAAGUGUAUCCUUUCCUCAGGCUUCUUAUUCCUGUUAAAGCAUUCCACAUCAGGGACCCUGUGUGUGCGUGCGUGUCUGCGUGCGUGCGUGUGUCUGCGUGCGUGCGUGUGUCUGCGUCCAAUGCAUCUAAAUUGUGUCCAAUCCAGAUUAAAUCCAGAUACUCUGCUAUUCACAUAUAUAUUUUCUCCACAUGAAAGGAUCUAUGUAAGUGAAUUGGCGUAAAUACAUUCUUUUUUUUUUUUUGCUUUGUUUGGUUUAGAAACUGAUGUGGACAUAUUCAGCAUCUCUCCAAGUGAUCUUGUUUACAUGAUUUUGAACAGACAUGCAUGAACUGAGAUUUUGUUUUUGUUUAUUUUUUUUGUUCCAACUGAAUAAAUAUCUUUUAUUUACAGAA